Nelumbo nucifera (sacred lotus) is the source of this 3716-nucleotide messenger RNA. Its product is annotated as nuclear poly(A) polymerase 4-like. Gene Ontology annotation, biological process: RNA 3'-end processing. The record is from RefSeq and is a predicted model, not a curated record. Gene Ontology annotation, molecular function: RNA binding; poly(A) RNA polymerase activity. Lineage: Eukaryota; Viridiplantae; Streptophyta; Magnoliopsida; Proteales; Nelumbonaceae. Gene Ontology annotation, cellular component: nucleus.
AGCAACGAGGAUGUGACCUCACGAUCCCGUUUUAUUUGACUUCCCCGAACCAGCCCCACCCCCUAAACCGGAUCCCCCGGUUCGUAUAAAUGAGUAUACUCCCUUCCCCCUUACUCCUGCUAGUGCCGCCUCUCUCUCCCUCCCGCCCGCCUCGCUCUCCCUCCCUCCCCCUCUGGACCCACUUACCACCAGAAAGCCGCGAAACAGCUUUUCUUUGCCGGUCUUUGGUUUAAUCUGAUUGUCUCCUUAGAUCUGUUGAACCUUUUUCUUUCCCCAUAUUAAAUCAUUCCUCCUCUAGGGGUUGUUUUGAUAUUCUGUGUUUUGAUAUUUUUUCUCUAUCUACAUCUCUUAUUAUCUCCAUAUAGGCUUCUCUCUCCUUUUUUCCCCCUUCAUUUUAUUUACUCGAAAUUUCUUCUCAUAGUAAUCUCCCUUCUGAGCGCGUUAUUUGAUUUGAUUUUGGGUUUUAGUACUUGCUUCUUGUUCGAUCCGGAGGAGUGGAUUAGUUUUGGAUGGUUUUUUAGGGUUUCAAUCUCCACCUCGUUCUGUAAAUUCUUCACCAAGUUUUUUUUUUUUCUUGAUGAUUUUUGGGUUUCGUUCUUCGAUUUCACCGUUGCUGGUGCCCCAGCCUCAUCGAUCUAAAUUCAGUACUAUCUUUUAUGUGAAAUUGUUUGCUCGCGUUUCCGAUUCGAUCGCUUUCUUCUGUGUCUAAAAGCUAGGGCAAUUCUUUCUCUCGUUCAUUUUUUGGGUUCUUGCUUUUAUUUUUGUCCUUGUUUUUUUUUUUUUUUUUCCGAGUAGUUUCUUUGAUAUAACGAUGGUGAGUUCCGAAGGUUUGAGUGGUCCGUCGCCUCCACAAGCAGUGAGGCAGUAUGGGGUGACGAAACCGAUCUCUGUUGCUGGACCAACGGAGGCGGAUAUCCAGAGAAAUUUGGAAUUGGAGAAGUUCUUGGUUGACGCUGGGCUCUAUGAAACCAAAGAAGAAGCUGCUAAAAGGGAAGAUGUUCUUGGUCAGAUUGAUAAGAUUGUAAAAGGUUGGGUCAAGCAAUUAACUCGCCAGAGGGGGUACACAGAUCAAAUGGUUGAGGAGGCAAAUGCUGUCAUAUUUACCUUUGGGUCUUAUCGGUUAGGGGUGCAUGGACCCGGGGCUGACAUAGACACGCUGUGUGUUGGGCCAUCAUAUGUCAAUCGAGAGGAAGAUUUCUUCAUUAUCUUGCAUGAUAUUCUAGCAGACAUGGAAGAAGUUACUGAACUUCAGCCUGUUCCAGAUGCCCAUGUUCCUGUAAUGAAGUUCAAGUUCCAGGGGAUUUCAAUUGAUCUUCUUUAUGCAAGUAUCUCCUGUUUGGUUGUUCCAGAAGAUUUGGACAUCUCCCAUAGGUCUGUUCUGUACAAUGUUGAUGAACCAACAGUCCGAAGCCUUAAUGGUUGCAGGGUUGCAGAUCAGAUUCUCCGUCUUGUUCCAAAUGUUGAGCAUUUUCGUACCACUCUAAGAUGUUUAAAAUUUUGGGCUAAAAGGCGUGGUGUAUAUUCAAAUGUUACUGGAUUUCUUGGUGGUGUGAAUUGGGCUCUUUUAGUUGCUCGUGUAUGUCAGCUUUACCCUAAUGCAAUUCCCAGUAUGUUGGUUUCCCGUUUUUUCAGGGUUUAUACCCAGUGGCGUUGGCCAAAUCCUGUGAUGCUGUGUCCAAUAGAGGAGGAUGAACUUGGUUUCCCUGUGUGGGAUCCUCGUAAAAAUCCUCGUGACCGAACUCAUCAUAUGCCGAUUAUCACACCUGCAUACCCUUGCAUGAACUCUAGUUACAAUGUUUCAACAAGUACCCUUCGAGUUAUGAUGGACCAAUUCCAGACUGGUAACAAGAUCUGUGAGGAGAUUGAGCUGAAUAAAGCACAGUGGACUGCAUUGUUUGAGCCAUAUCUUUUCUUCGAAACAUAUAAAAACUAUUUGCAGGUUGACAUAGUUGCAGCAGAUGUUGAUGAUUUGCGUACUUGGAAAGGUUGGGUAGAGUCCCGGCUGAGGCAACUUACUUUGAAGAUAGAACGAGACACAUAUGGGAUGUUGCAGUGCCAUCCUUAUCCAAAUGAGUAUGUUGACACCUCCAAACAGUGCUCACAUUGUGCCUUUUUCAUGGGGUUGCAGAGGAAAGAGGGGGUGAAAGUCCAGGAAGGUCAACAAUUUGAUAUACGGGGGACAGUAGAUGAGUUCAGACAUUCAAUUAACAUGUAUAUGUUCUGGAAGCCAGGGAUGGAAAUAUAUGUUUCUCAUGUUCGUAGAAAACAGAUUCCUUCAUAUGUGUUUCCAGAUGGGUAUAGACGACCUCGGCCAUCAAAGCUUUUGAGCCAAUCAGCUGAAAAAUCAUCUUGUGAUGAUGGAUCCAGAACUGGAUCAGCAGAAGGAAGACUCAAGAGAAAAAAAGAUCCUGAAGUAGUUGAUGUAAAGCCAGAAAAACGGGCUUCCAUUAGCCCCCAAAGGCAAAAUUCUCUUUCUCCUGAAGUUGGUAGUAACAUGUCUGGUGGAGCCUCUCAGUUCAACUCUGCACAAAGUGAUCGGCAGCCACACCCAAUAGGGGUUAGUUCAUCAUUUCCUCGGACUGAGCAUUGUUCAAAUUCUGAAAGGGUUAUAGCUGGCAUUCAAGACAAACAGGCUUCAAAUGGCUCAAGGCAGGAGUUUCUUGCCUAUUCUGCAGUUCAUAGCAGCGGGUUAGAUGGAACAUGUCAGAUAGAUGGGGAUGCUGGUUCUAUUCGUAGAAGGCUUACGUGGUCAGAGGGUGAUGCUGAGAAUGGUAGUGAGCUGGUCAAACUGGAGAAGCAAUCACUUGGCACUGAAAAUUCUGAUGCAGGAUUGGGGGGAGAUAAUAGUAUCCAAGUCACACGUGAGGUUAGUUCCUCCGAGGAUGUCCGAUCAGAAUCUGUAGCAGGUAGCAGUGGGAUCUUUGGAGGGGGUGACAACCAAGGCUCUUUGCAGGUUGAUCCAUGUAAGUCCAACUCAGAAUUGCUUUUGGAGAAUGGGUGCUUAAACGGGAAUGGGAUAUUUCAGAACGACCUAACAGAAGAGUUGGAGGUUUUGCCAAAUGUUGCACUUGGGAUGGUCCUAAAAGCUCGAAGUGGUGCCAAUUCGGAAUCUGUAUCAAAACCGGUGAUAAGGUUAAGUUUGACGUCUACAGCUUGAAGAACCGAAGCUGAUCCAGUGAAAGAUGAGUUAGAAUGUGGGCGUAGAUCGUAAAGCCAGCACUACUUCGGUAAGUAUUGAAUCAAUUGCUGGCUUUCGUUUUCAUUUUACAGGCAUGACUCUAUUUUAUGCUGCGGAGUGGGAGCUGUUGAUGAUCUGAAGAGUUUUGCGCUAGGCUUGCCAUUUAAGUGUACAGUCGUAGUUGUGUAUCAUGAGCCGCACAAGCUUUUAUCACCCAAUAUCUCUAUAAAGAGGUAUUUGGUGCCUUUUCCAAAUUGGGAGUCUGAUUUUUUGUUCUACAUUUUCUUGGUGGGCGUGGACUUUGUAGUAUUAGCAUUUUUAUUGAAAACUGUAUCUUUUUUUCUGCUGGGGUGGGGUGGGAUUGAGCAUGGUUUUGUAUAAUGUGCAAUGGAAGUAUUACUGUAAUGGGGGGUGGGGGGAGCUGGGAUUCCAGAUUUGUGCCAUGGGUUAUUGCCCAGACAUGUGUUUGUAACUUGGUGCGUUUCAAUAUUAUGCGUCUGUGUAAAUUACAAGCUCACAUCAUAUAUCUUUUGAGGAA